AUGGGGCGGUGGAAGGUGUUCUUUGUUCUUGUGAUCGUUGCUGCCUUAUCGCCGUCGGGCCGCCUGGGGGCUGAGAAUCAGGGGCUGGAACAGGCACGAAGAAGCCAUUUCCACAACACGCGACACGCAUCUUGGACUCUAGAAGCAUCGUCUGACGCGGAAUUCAGUCUCGUUGAUAAAAUGGACGACGACAGGGAAAUCAUUCUAUAUCUGGGCGACCCGGUAUGCUACAACACGGAGUUGUAUGCCAAGUUCGAAAAGGAAUUCAUCGUCAUCCGGCCAUCCAAAAAAGAGCGAGAACGUGAAGAGUUCAUGAAAGCGCUGAAGGAGAACCGGUGGGGCCAAUUUCGUGGCAUCAUCCGUCCAUCCUGCGAUAGUGGCUGGGAAAUGGGAAAAUGGAAUACACCAAUCAUUCACCUUUUGCCCCCGCCUUGUACAGCGUUUGCUAGUGCGGGCACGGGGUAUGACGGGGUUGAUUUGAAGGUUAUGGAAAUGGAAGGCGUCAAAUAUUACAAUGGGGCCGCCGCUGCGAGCGAAUCAACAGCGGAUAUGGCGAUAUUUCAUAUCAUUUCGGUCUUUCGGAAUAUGCAGUGGUCCAUUGAAGGCGCGCUGUCUAUUGACCCAAAUCGAUGGAGAGAUGCGCACCAAAAUGUGGCUCGCACGGCAUACAAUCCGUCUGAGCAGAAGCUCGGGAUCAUCGGAUUGGGUCAUGUCGGAUCCACCAUUGCGAGAAAAGCAUUCGGUUGUUUCAACAUGAAGAUCUACUACCACGACAUAAAGCGCAAGAAGCUAAAGGACGAACAAGCCUUGAACGUCAAGUUCUGCGAGAAGCUGGAAGACAUGUUGGGGCUCGUUGAUUGUGUUGUUAUUGCCACACCGGCCCUGGCAACGCCGUUAAUCACCAAGGCAGCAUUAUGGCGAUUCAAAAGGGGGAGCCGGCUGGUCAACAUCGCGCAUGGAUCGCUGGUAGACGAAGAUGCGCUCGUGGUCGCAUUAGAAAGUGGCCAUCUUUCGGCUGCUGGGUUGGACGUUCAUGGCAAAGAACCCUAUGUUCAUCCGAAGCUAGCGGUAAUGCGCAACGUGACGUUGACUUCGCACACCGCAGAGGGGACGAUUGACACUGAGAUCGGGUUUGAGAGGUUGGCCAUGGAGAACAUUCAACGCCACUUCCAACCUAAACCUAUGGAAAGCCUUCUGUACUAA
Aspergillus melleus is the source of this 1203-nucleotide messenger RNA. RefSeq names its product D-mandelate dehydrogenase-like dehydrogenase. Lineage: Eukaryota; Fungi; Ascomycota; Eurotiomycetes; Eurotiales; Aspergillaceae. The record is from RefSeq and is a predicted model, not a curated record. Gene Ontology annotation, cellular component: cytosol. Gene Ontology annotation, molecular function: hydroxypyruvate reductase [NAD(P)H] activity; glyoxylate reductase (NADPH) activity; NAD binding. The transcript is spliced from 5 exons. Bases 1 to 1203 code for a protein of 400 amino acids.